Messenger RNA from Crotalus tigris (Tiger rattlesnake), 12797 nucleotides. RefSeq names its product transformation/transcription domain associated protein (gene TRRAP). The transcript is spliced from 72 exons. The record is from RefSeq and is a predicted model, not a curated record. Gene Ontology annotation, molecular function: protein binding; transcription coregulator activity. The coding region runs from base 239 to 11812 and encodes 3857 amino acids. Gene Ontology annotation, biological process: regulation of DNA-templated transcription; DNA repair. Gene Ontology annotation, cellular component: nucleus; SAGA complex; NuA4 histone acetyltransferase complex. Lineage: Eukaryota; Metazoa; Chordata; Lepidosauria; Squamata; Viperidae.
GGGGCCGGAAGUGGCGCCGCCAAAGGCUUCCGCCACGGGCAGGUGAAGCAGCGGAGCCAGAGCGGCGGCGCGGGAGGCGGCCGGGUCUCCGCGGCUGCUGCGGCGGAGCUUCGGGAAGCUGCCGAGGCGGGCAUGAGGCGGCGGACGACGCGGCCCGGGCCGGCCGGCUGAUCACUUGAGUUCUUCAGUUUCCUCCUAAAUAUUCACUCAACCUUCAGAAGUAAAAAAAAAAAAAAAAAUGGCAUUUGUUUCGACCCAGGGGCCCACGGUGGUCGACCAGACCACCUUAAUGAAAAAGUAUCUCCAGUUUGUGGCGGCUCUCACUGACGCUAACACACCCGAUGAAACGAAGCUGAAGAUGAUGCAAGAAGUCAGUGAAAACUUUGAGAAUGUGACCUCAUCUCCUCAAUAUUCCACAUUCCUGGAACACAUAAUCCCUCGCUUCCUGACGUUUCUCCAAGAUGGGGACGUCCAGUUCCUGCAGGAGAAACCUGCCCAGCAACUGAGAAAAUUAGUUUUGGAGAUAAUCCAUAGAAUACCAACCAAUGAACAUCUACGCCCGCACACCAAAAAUAUCUUAUCUGUGAUGUUUAGAUUCCUAGAGACUGAAAAUGAAGAAAAUGUACUUAUUUGCUUGAGAAUAAUUAUUGAGCUUCACAAACAGUUCCGGCCGCCCAUCACACAAGAGAUUCAUCACUUCUUGGAUUUUGUGAAACAGAUAUACAAGGAGCUACCCAAAGUAGUGAAUCGGUACUUUGAGAAUCCUCAAGUUGUUCCUGAGAACACCAUUCCCACCCCAGACAUGGUGGGCUUGAUCACGACGAUUGUAGUGAAAGUAAAUCCGGAGAGAGACGACAGUGAAACCAGAUCGCAUGCGGUCAUUCCUCGUGGCUCCCUUUCCUUGAAAGUUUUAGCAGAACUUCCUAUAAUCGUUGUCCUCAUGUACCAGCUCUAUAAACUGAAUAUUCACAACGUGGUUGCUGAAUUUGUGCCCUUGAUCAUGAAUACUAUAAUUAUUCAGGUGUCCAACCAAGCCAGGCAGAAUAAAAACUACAAUAAAGAAUUGUACGCCGACUUCAUUGCCGCCCAGAUCAAAACAUUGUCAUUCCUGGCUUAUAUCAUCAGGAUUUAUCAGGAGCUGGUGGCGAAGUACUCUCAACAAAUGGUCAAGGGAAUGUUGCAGCUGCUGUCCAACUGUCCAGCAGAAACGGCUCACCUGAGAAAGGAACUGCUCAUCGCGGCCAAACAUAUCCUCACCACAGACCUGAGGAGCCAGUUUAUCCCGUGCAUGGACAAAUUGUUUGACGAGUCCAUACUCAUUGGUUCUGGCUACACGGCCCGUGAAACACUCAGGCCCCUUGCGUACAGCACCCUGGCUGAUCUGGUUCACCACGUCCGCCAGCAUUUACCUCUCAACGAUCUCUCCUUGGCUGUCCAGCUCUUUGCCAAGAACAUUGACGAUGAAUCGUUACCCAGCAGUAUCCAGACUAUGUCAUGCAAACUUUUGCUCAACCUGGUGGAUUGUAUUCGCUCCAAGAGCGAGCAGGAGAAUGGAAACGGCAGGGAUAUUCUCAUGAGGAUGUUGGAGGUUUUUGUCUUGAAAUUUCACACCAUCGCCCGCUACCAGCUUUCCAUCAUCUUUAAAAAGUGCAAGCCACAGUCAGAGCUGGGGGCAGGAGAAGCUGCUUUAACCGGGGCGCCAGCAGGGGGAAACGCGCUUCCGGUCACGGUUCCUUCCCCUGCGCCCACCACCACCCCGGUGGUCCCGGCCUCAGGGCCCGUCUUUGAGAAGCAAGGGGAGAAGGAGAAGGAGGAUAAGCAGACCUUUCAAGUCACGGAUUGUCGAAGUUUGGUGAAGACCUUAGUUUGCGGGGUCAAGACGAUCACCUGGGGCAUCACGUCUUGCAAAGCUCCUGGCGAAGCCCAGUUCAUUCCCAAUAAGCAGCUUCAACCGAAAGAGACCCAGAUUUAUAUAAAAUUGGUCAAAUACGCCAUGCAGGCUUUGGAUAUUUAUCAGGUCCAAAUAGCUGGGAACGGGCAGACGUACAUUCGGGUGGCCAACUGCCAGACGGUCCGAAUGAAGGAGGAGAAAGAGGUCCUGGAACACUUUGCUGGGGUCUUCACCAUGAUGAACCCUUUGACUUUCAAAGAAAUCUUCCAGACGUCUGUCCCUUACAUGGUGGAAAGGAUCUCCAAAAACUAUGCCCUCCAGGUAAUCGUUGCCAAUUCUUUCUUGGCCAACCCUACGACCUCAGCUUUAUUUGCCACCAUCCUGGUAGAGUAUCUGUUGGACCGUUUGCCUGAAAUGGGUUCCAACGUGGAGCUGUCCAACCUGUAUCUCAAACUCUUCAAGUUGGUCUUUGGUUCGGUUUCGCUCUUCGCAGCGGAAAACGAGCAGAUGUUGAAGCCCCACCUCCAUAAAAUAGUCAACAGCUCCAUGGAGCUCGCGCAGACGGCGAAAGAACCCUACAAUUACUUCCUGCUGCUGAGAGCCCUUUUCCGGUCGAUCGGCGGAGGUAGCCAUGACCUCCUGUAUCAGGAAUUCUUGCCCUUGCUGCCUAACCUACUACAAGGUCUCAACAUGCUCCAGAGCGGUUUGCACAAGCAGCACAUGAAAGAUUUGUUUGUGGAGCUGUGCCUGACCGUCCCGGUGCGUCUCAGCUCCCUCCUCCCCUACCUGCCGAUGCUGAUGGACCCUUUGGUGUCAGCCUUAAACGGCUCUCAGACCCUGGUCAGCCAAGGCCUGCGCACUCUGGAGCUCUGCGUGGAUAAUCUGCAGCCAGACUUCCUCUACGAUCACAUCCAACCUGUCCGAGCUGAACUCAUGCAGGCUCUGUGGCGGACUCUGCGUAACCCUGCGGAGACCAUUUCUCACGUGGCUUAUCGGGUGCUGGGCAAGUUCGGCGGAAGCAACAGGAAAAUGCUGAAGGACUCUCAGAAGUUGCACUACGUGGUGACCGAGAUCCAAGGGCCUAGCAUUACGGCGGAGUUCUCUGACUGUAAAGCAUCCAUUCAGCUCCCCAUGGAGAAGGCCAUUGAGACUGCCUUAGACUGCUUGAAGAGCGCCAACACGGAGCCUUACUAUCGGAGGCAAGCGUGGGAGGUCAUCAAGUGUUUCCUGGUGGCCAUGAUGAGCCUAGAUGACAACAAGCAUGCUUUGUACCAGCUUCUGGCACAUCCCAACUUUACCGAGAAGUCCAUUCCCAACGUGAUUAUUUCGCAUCGGUACAAGGCUCAAGACACACCUGCUCGGAAGACCUUUGAACAGGCCCUGACCGGGGCCUUCAUGUCCGCGGUGAUCAAGGACCUGCGACCCAGCGCUCUGCCUUUCGUGGCCAGCCUGAUCCGCCAUUACACCAUGGUGGCAGUGGCUCAGCAAUGCGGCCCUUUCUUACUUCAGUGUUAUCAGGUGGGAAGUCAGCCCAGCACUUCCAUGUUUCACAGCGAGGAAAAUGGAUCGAGAGGCAUGGAUCCCUUGGUGCUGAUCGACGCCAUCGCCAUCUGCAUGGCUUACGAGGAGAAGGAGCUCUGCAAAAUCGGCGAGGUGGCGUUGGCGGUGAUCUUCGACGUGGCCAGCAUCAUUUUGGGAUCCAAGGAACGGGCCUGCCAGCUGCCCUUGUUCUCCUACAUCGUGGAACGCCUCUGUGCUUGUUGCUACGAGCAAGCUUGGUAUGCCAAGCUCGGCGGGGUGGUGUCCAUCAAGUUCCUGAUGGAGCGGCUCCCUCUUAUUUGGGUCCUCCAGAACCAGCAGACAUUCCUCAAGGCUUUGCUGUUCGUCAUGAUGGACCUGACGGGAGAGGUCUCCAACGGGGCCGUGGCGAUGGCCAAGACCACUUUGGAGCAGCUCUUAAUCCGAUGCGCGACCUUGUUGAAAGAAGAGGAGAAGACGGACGAAAUCCUCACCGCCCAGGAGAAGUCCUUCCACCACGUGACCCACGACCUGGUACGAGAAGUGACCUCGCCAAACUCCACCGUGAGGAAGCAGGCUAUGCAUUCCCUCCAGGUGGUGGCCCAGGUCACGGGGAAGAGCGUCACGGCCAUCAUGGAGCCCCAUAAAGAGGUACUCCAGGAUAUGGUUCCUCCCAAAAAGCAUUUGCUCCGACAUCAGCCGGCAAACGCCCAGAUCGGUUUGAUGGAAGGGAACACAUUUUGCACUACUCUACAACCUCGGCUUUUCACCAUGGACCUCAACGUGGUAGAGCACAAAGUAUUUUAUACAGAGCUGCUGAAUCUGUGUGAGGCUGAAGAUUGUGCCUUAAUGAAAUUGCCCUGUUAUAAGAGUCUGCCAUCUUUGGUGCCCCUUCGAAUUGCAGCGCUGAACGCCUUGGCUGCCUGCAACUACUUGCCCCAGUCUCGAGAGAAGAUCAUCGGCGCUCUCUUCAAAGCCCUCAAUUCGACCAACAAUGAGCUUCAGGAAGCUGGCGAGGCCUGCAUGAGGAAGUUUUUGGAAGGCGCAACCAUCGAAGUGGACCAGAUUCACACCCACAUGAGACCGCUGCUGAUGAUGCUGGGAGACUAUCGGAGCCUCACCCUCAAUGUGGUGAACAGGCUGACGUCGGUGACGAGGCUCUUCCCCAACUCUUUUAACGACAAAUUUUGUGACCAGAUGAUGCAACACUUGCGUAAAUGGAUGGAGGUGGUGGUCCUUACCCAUAAAGGAGGGCAGAGGAGCGAUGGAAAUGACAGUAUUGCAGAAUGCAGGAAAGGUUCCUUGUCUCCCUUCGGUCAGUUUGAGGAAAUGAAGAUUUGCUCAGCCAUUAUAAACCUGUUUCAUCUGAUCCCAGCUGCUCCACAGACGCUGGUCAAACCUCUGCUGGAAGUGGUGAUGAAAACAGAACGGGCCAUGUUGAUUGAGGCUGGCAGCCCCUUCCGAGAACCACUGAUAAAGUUUCUGACCCGCCAUCCAUCCCAGACCGUUGAGCUCUUUAUGAUGGAAGCGACCUUAAAUGAUCCACAGUGGAGCAGGAUGUUCAUGAGUUUUUUAAAACACAAAGACGCCAAGCCUUUACGGGAUGUCCUGGCAGCAAAUCCCAACCGUUUCAUCACGUUGCUCUUACCUGGAGGGACCCAGACAGCGGUUCGGCCCGGUUCCCCCAGCGCCAGCACCAUGCGGCUGGACCUCCAGUUUCAAGCUAUUAAGAUCAUCAGUAUCAUUGUUAAGAAUGAUGAAUGCUGGCUGGCAAACCAGCAUUCCUUGGUGAGCCAGCUGAGGCGAGCCUGGGUCAGUGACGCGUUCCAAGAGAGGCACCGGAAGGAGAACAUGGCGGCCACCAACUGGAAGGAGCCCAAACUUCUGGCCUACUGCUUGUUGAAUUAUUGCAAGAGAAAUUACAACGACAUCGAGCUGCUGUUCCAGCUUCUCCGUGCCUUCACGGGCCGGUUCCUCUGCAACUUGACCUUCUUGAAGGAGUACAUGGAGGAAGACAUCCCCAAAAACUACACCAUUGCCCAAAAGCGGGCGCUGUUUUUCCGCUUCGUCGACUUCAGCGACCUCAAUUUCGGCGAUGAGCUGAAGGCCAAGGUUCUGCAGUACAUUCUGAAUCCUGCUUUCCUGUACAGCUUUGAGAAGGGGGAAGGGGAGCAACUUCUGGGCCCCCCCAAUCCUGAAGGCGAUAACCCUGAGAGUAUCACCAGCGUGUUCAUAACAAAGGUUCUGGACCCAGAAAAGCAAGCCGACAUGUUGGAUUCGCUCAGGAUUUACCUCCUCCAGUUCGCCACCUUGCUGGUCGAACACGCCCCACACCACAUUCACGACAACAACAAGAACCGGAACAGCAAACUCCGCCGCCUGAUGACCUUCGCUUGGCCCUGCUUGCUCUCCAAAGCCUGCGUGGACCCGGCCUGCAAAUACAGCGGGCACCUGCUCCUUGCUCACAUCAUUGCCAAGUUCGCCAUUCACAAAAAGAUUGUCUUACAGGUGUUCCACAGUCUCUUGAAGGCCCACGCCAUGGAGGCUCGGAUCAUUGUCAGACAAGCCAUGGCUAUCUUGACCCCUGCGGUACCUGCUCGCAUGGAGGAUGGCCACCAGAUGUUGACCCACUGGACCAGGAAGAUCAUCGUGGAAGAAGGCCACACCGUGCCUCAGCUGGUCCAUAUCUUGCACUUGAUCGUUCAGCACUUCAAGGUUUACUACCCGGUGAGACACCACUUAGUACAGCACAUGGUGAGCGCCAUGCAGAGGUUGGGCUUCACCCCCAGCGUGACCAUUGAGCAGAGGAAGCUGGCUGUGGACCUGGCCGAAGUGAUCAUCAAGUGGGAACUGCAGCGAAUCAAAGAUCAGCAGCCGGAUUCAGACAUGGACCCAGGGGCCAGUGGCGAGGGCAUGAGUACCGCUUCAUCUGGGGUGAAAAGGGGACUGUCGGUGGAUUCCGGUCAGGAAGUGAAGCGGUUCCGAACGGCGACUGGGGCCAUCAGUGCAGUGUUCGGAAGGAGCCAGUCGCUUUCCGGAGCCGAUGCUCUUUUCUCCAAGUCUAUUGAUAAGCAACACACCGACACGGUGAUCAAUUUCCUGAUUAGAAUUGCCUGCCAGGUAAAUGACAACUCAAACACCGCCGGCUCUCCAGGAGAAGUGCUCUCCCGCCGCUGCGUUAACCUUCUGAAGACGGCUUCCCGACCGGACAUGUGGCCGAAGUCGGAGCUGAAACUGCAGUGGUUUGAUAAGCUUCUAAUGACCGUGGAGCAGCCCAACCAAGCCAACUUUGCCAACAUCUGCACCGGAUUGGAAGUUCUCAGCUUUCUGCUCACCGUACUCCAGUCUUCGGUGAUCUUGAGUAGCUUCAAGCCGCUUCAGCGAGGAAUCGCUUCUUGCAUGACGUGCGGGAACACCAAAGUUCUGCGAGCCGUCCACACGCUCCUUUCCCGCUUGAUGAACAACUUCCCUACAGAACCAAGUACUUCAAGCGUGGCCUCCAAAUACGAAGAGCUGGAGUGUCUCUAUGCUGCUGUUGGGAAGGUUAUUUAUGAAGGACUUACCAACUAUGAAAAAGCGGCCAGCGCAAACCCUUCUCAGCUUUUCGGUACUUUAAUGAUCCUGAAGUCUGCCUGCAGCAACAAUCCCAGCUAUAUCGACAGGCUGAUUUCAGUCUUCAUGAGGUCCCUCCAGAAGAUGGUGAGAGAGCAUUUGAACCAGCAGGCUCAAGCAGGAACAGUGGAAGCCAAUACAGCUGGUACCAGCGAGUUGGUGAUGCUGAGUUUGGACUUGGUGAAGACCCGCCUGGCUAUGAUGAGCAUGGAGAUGAGGAAGAACUUCAUUCAGGGCAUUCUGACCUCGCUGAUUGAAAAAUCGAGCGACGCCAAAAUCCUGCGGGCCGUGGUCAAAAUUGUGGAAGAGUGGGUCAAAAACAGCUCCUCCAUGGCGGCUAACCAGAUUCCGACGCUGCGCGAGAAGUCCAUUCUGCUGGUGAAAAUGAUGACCUACAUUGAAAAACGUUUUCCAGAGGACCUUGAGUUAAACGCUCAGUUCUUAGACCUUGUUAACUACGUCUAUAGGGAUGAAAACCUUUCGGGGAGUGAACUGACCGCUAAACUCGAGCCGGCCUUCCUCUCUGGCCUCCGAUGCACCCAGCCUCUCAUCAGGGCCAAGUUUUUUGAGGUCUUUGACAAUUCCAUGAAACGGCGGGUCUACGAGAGACUGCUGUACAUCACUUGUUCCCAAAACUGGGAAGCCAUGGGGAACCACUUCUGGAUCAAGCAGUGCAUCGAGCUCCUGUUGGCGGUUUGUGAAAGGAACACAACCAUUGGGACUAGCUGUCAAGGAGCCACGCUUCCCUCCAUCACAAACGUGAUCAAUCUGGCGGAUAGCCACGACCGGGCGGCGUUUGCCAUGGUCACCCACGUCAAGCAAGAACCUCGUGAACGAGAAAACAGUGAAUCCAAAGAAGAGGAUGUCGAGAUAGACAUUGAGCUGGCUCCCGGAGAUCAGACGAGCACCCCGAAAACCAAAGAACUGUCCGAAAAGGACAUUGGGAACCAGUUGCACAUGUUAACCAACCGGCACGACAAAUUCCUGGACUCUCUGCGCGAGGUGAAGACGGGAGCCCUGCUAAGUGCCUUCGUUCAGCUUUGUCACAUUUCCACCCCUUUGGCUGAAAAAACUUGGAUCCAGCUGUUUUCCAGAUUGUGGAAAAUCCUUUCAGACAGACAGCAACAUGCUCUGGCUGGAGAAAUCAGCCCUUUCUUGUGCAGCGGCAGCCACCAGGUGCAGCGCGACUGCCAGCCGAGCGCCUUGAACUGCUUCGUGGAAGCCAUGUCCCAGUGCGUGCCCCCCAUCCCCAUCAGGCCCUGCGUGCUGAAGUACCUGGGCAAGACCCACAAUCUCUGGUUCCGCUCCACCCUGAUGCUGGAGCACCAGGCCUUCGAGAAGGGGCUCAGCCUGCAGAUCAAACCGAAACAGACUACGGAGUUCUACGAGCAGGAGAGCAUCACUCUGCCCCAACAGGAAAUCCUGGACUCGCUGGCAGAAUUGUAUUGCCUGCUGCAAGAAGAGGACAUGUGGGCUGGACUGUGGCAGAAACGGUGCAAAUUUCCCGAGACGGCCACCGCCAUUGCUUACGAACAGCACGGCUUCUUCGAGCAGGCUCAGGAAACCUACGAAAAAGCGAUGGAGAAAGCGAAGAAGGAACAUGAAAGGAACAACGCUUCUCCAGCUGUUUUCCCAGAAUAUCAGCUCUGGGAAGACCAUUGGAUUCGGUGUUCCAAGGAACUGAAUCAAUGGGAAGCUCUCACGGAAUACGGCCAGUCCAAGGGUCACAUCAACCCGUACCUGGUUCUGGAGUGUGCCUGGCGUGUUUCCAACUGGACAGCCAUGAAGGAAGCCCUCGUACAGGUGGAGCUCAGUUGCCCCAAAGAGAUGGCAUGGAAAGUCAACAUGUAUCGGGGAUAUUUGGCCAUUUGCCACCCUGACGAGCAGCAGCUGAAUUUCAUCGAGCGCCUGGUGGAAAUGGCCAGCGGGUUGGCCAUCCGAGAGUGGCGAAGACUUCCCCAGGUGGUUUCUCACGUCCACACCCCACUUCUUCAGGCUGCCCAGCAGAUCAUUGAACUCCAAGAGGCCGCCCAAAUCAACGCAGGGUUGCAACCGGCCAACCUCGGGCGGAACAACAGCCUCCACGACAUGAAAACCGUGGUGAAGACCUGGAGGAACCGGCUGCCCAUCGUGUCAGACGACCUGUCUCACUGGAGCAGCAUUUUCAUGUGGCGGCAGCAUCAUUAUCAAGCCAUUGUAAGCGCCUACGAGAACAGCGCUCAACACGACCCAAGUUCGAACAACGCCAUGUUGGGCGUUCACGCCUCAGCCUCUGCCAUUAUCCAGUACGGCAAGAUUGCUCGGAAACAGGGCCUGGUCAACGUGGCCUUGGACAUCCUCAGCCGCAUUCACACCAUACCGACAGUGCCCAUUGUGGAUUGCUUCCAGAAGAUUCGACAGCAAGUCAAAUGCUACCUCCAGCUUGCUGGGGUGAUGGGCAAAAACGAAUGCAUGCAGGGCCUGGAGGUGAUCGAAUCCACAAACCUGAAGUAUUUCACCAAGGAAAUGACCGCUGAAUUCUACGCAUUGAAGGGGAUGUUUUUAGCACAGAUUAACAAGUCUGAAGAAGCCAACAAGGCUUUCUCAGCGGCGGUUCAGAUGCACGAUGUGCUAGUGAAGGCCUGGGCCAUGUGGGGGGAUUACCUGGAAAACAUCUUUGUCAAAGAGCGCCAGCUGCACCUCGGGGUCUCCGCCCUCACCUGCUACCUCCACGCCUGCCGGCACCAAAACGAAAGCAAAUCCAGGAAGUAUUUAGCCAAGGUCCUUUGGCUCCUGAGCUUUGAUGACGACAAGAAUACGCUGGCCGAUGCCGUGGACAAGUAUUGCAUUGGCGUCCCGCCCAUCCAGUGGCUGGCUUGGAUCCCCCAGCUCUUAACUUGCUUGGUUGGAUCAGAAGGAAAACUCCUCUUGAACCUCAUUAGCCAGGUGGGACGUGUCUACCCCCAAGCGGUUUACUUCCCCAUCCGGACCCUCUACUUGACAUUGAAGAUAGAACAACGGGAGCGCUACAAAAGCGAUUCCGGACAGCAGCAGCCGAGUUCCGUGGGAAGUCAGUCUCAUUCUGCGUCGGACCCCGGACCGAUCCGAGCGACGGCCCCCAUGUGGCGAUGCAGCCGUAUCAUGCACAUGCAACGGGAGUUGCACCCGACGCUCCUCUCGUCUCUGGAGGGGAUUGUGGAUCAGAUGGUCUGGUUCCGAGAAAAUUGGCACGAGGAGGUGCUCCGACAACUCCAGCAAGGCCUGGCCAAGUGCUACUCGGUGGCCUUUGAGAAGAGCGGGGCUGUUUCCGAUGCCAAAAUCACCCCCCACACCCUGAAUUUUGUCAAGAAGCUGGUCAGCACCUUCGGAGUGGGCCUGGAGAACGUCUCCAACGUCUCCACCAUGUUUUCCAGUGCGGCUUCCGAAUCCCUUGCCAGGAGGGCCCAGGCCACGGCUCAGGAUCCCGUCUUUCAGAAACUGAAGGGGCAAUUCACGACCGAUUUCGACUUUAGUGUGCCGGGCUCCAUGAAACUUCACAAUCUCAUUUCGAAACUGAAGAAGUGGAUCAAAAUCCUGGAGGCCAAAACCAAGCAGCUACCCAAAUUUUUUCUCAUUGAGGAAAAGUGCCGUUUUCUUAGCAAUUUCUCUGCCCAGACUGCAGACGUGGAAAUUCCAGGAGAAUUUCUUAUGCCCAAACCAACACACUACUACAUCAAAAUUGCCCGAUUUAUGCCCAGAGUAGAGAUAGUCCAGAAACACAACACAGCAGCCCGAAGACUCUACAUCCGAGGCCACAAUGGGAAGAUCUACCCCUACCUUGUCAUGAACGAUGCUUGCUUGACCGAGUCGCGUCGAGAGGAACGCGUCCUGCAGCUUCUCCGCCUCCUGAACCCUUGUUUAGAAAAGAGAAAAGAGACCACCAAGAGACACCUUUUCUUCACUGUUCCCCGCGUUGUGGCUGUCUCUCCCCAGAUGCGUCUUGUGGAGGACAAUCCGUCUUCUCUCUCCCUGGUGGAGAUCUACAAGCAACGCUGCGCCAAGAAAGGGAUUGAGCACGACAGCCCAAUUUCUCGCUACUACGACCGGCUGGCGACCGUCCAGGCACGAGGGACCCAGGCCAGCCAUCAGGUCCUCCGGGAUAUUCUGAAAGAAGUUCAGGGCAACAUGGUGCCACGCAGCAUGCUGAAGGAGUGGGCCCUUCACACCUUCCCCAACGCCACCGACUACUGGACCUUCCGGAAGAUGUUCACAAUCCAGCUGGCGCUGAUCGGGUUUGCGGAAUUCGUCUUCCAUUUGAACCGACUCAACCCGGAGAUGCUGCAGGUUGCUCAGGAUACAGGCAAAUUAAACGUGGCCUACUUCCGGUUUGACAUCAACGAUGCUACAGGGGAUCUGGACGCCAACCGUCCCGUCCCGUUCCGGCUCACCCCAAACAUUUCGGAAUUCCUGACCACCAUCGGGGUCUCUGGGCCCCUCACAGCAUCCAUGAUUGCUGUGGCUCGUUGUUUUGCUCAGCCAAACUUCAAGGUUGACGGCAUCCUGAAAACCGUGCUGCGCGAUGAAACCAUUGCUUGGCAUAAGAAAACCCAAGAGGACACAUCCUCCCCGCUCUCAGCAGCUGGGCAGCCAGAGAACAUGGACAGCCAGCAGCUGGUGUCGCUGGUUCAGAAAGCUGUGACUGCCAUCAUGACCCGGCUCCAUAACUUGGCUCAGUUCGAAGGCGGAGAGAGUAAAGUCAACACCUUGGUUGCGGCCGCUAAUAGCUUAGACAACCUCUGUCGCAUGGACCCAGCCUGGCAUCCGUGGCUGUAGAUGUGUCCUUAAGACUUGAAGGAUGGCAAGGCCAGUUGAGACAUGACAAGGUCCUUCACACCCAUCACGGAUGGUUCUUCAUCCAUCCUGGCCCUGAUGUUUCCAGCAUGAUCAUGUUUCCAUGAGUAGUUAUGUUUAUAGAUUCUUUCUUUAUCAUGCUGACAUCACUCCAGUCCAGUGGGGGGGGGGUCAUCUGAAGGACGAGAUUUGAACUUUGCACCUCGAUCAAUCUUUAUUUUACAUUGUGAGCAAGAAGAGGGAAGAUGCUGGCAAGAGUUGAGACUUGCCCAAGAGUUCUAGUCAAUUUUAUUUUAUUUUCAAAAAGAAUUAUCCCCACCUCGAGGAUCUUGAUGUGCAAAGAUUUUUUUCCCCGUUUUUUUAAAACUGUUUACUUUCCAGUCGAUACCAAGACAGGGGAAAGAUCAUUUUAAUCCAGGCAUUGUACAGCGGGGGUUUUUUUGUAAGAAAGAUGUACAGGAAAAAAUCCUUCUUUUUUGGGUUGGUGUUGUUAUUGUUUUGGUUGCUAGUUGGUAAAAAAAAAAGAAGAUCAAAUUGUGCUAUUUUAUUUUUUCCCUGCAGAGCUUUUUGCAGUGAAAGUGAACCCAUUUCUGAGUUGGCGAAUCCCUUAGGCCUAAGAGGAACUUUCUAAACCUGAAAUUGUUGUCCGUUAAAACAAGUAUUUGGAAGGAACCCAUUCGCGCAAAUCCCCAAACUUUUGAAUACCCCACGAUGUCUUUUGUUUUCCAGCUCCGACACAUUUUAAAUGUAUAUCCUUCAGUAACUUCCCUGAGGAGCUGGGUGGUUUUUUUUUUGUUUUGUUUAGUUUUAGCUGUGUAAUUUAAAAAGAAAAGAGAAAUUGUUUUUAUCGCAUCCAUCUUAGCCUUUUUUAUAUAUAUAAAACCGUACCGCAAUAUUGAGAAUGUUCCAGUUCAAAUUUGUAAGGAGUGAACUUUUUUCUUCGGAAUAAAUAUUUUCUAAAAUGCUA